This is a messenger RNA of Silurus meridionalis, 2497 nucleotides long. RefSeq names its product tektin 2 (testicular) (gene tekt2). The coding region runs from base 120 to 1409 and encodes 429 amino acids. The transcript has 10 exons. Gene Ontology annotation, biological process: cilium assembly; cilium movement involved in cell motility. NCBI's taxonomy places the organism in Eukaryota, Metazoa, Chordata, Actinopteri, Siluriformes, Siluridae. The record is from RefSeq and is a predicted model, not a curated record. Gene Ontology annotation, cellular component: microtubule cytoskeleton; nucleus.
GCCAUGGCAACGCGCGUAUUACGUUGCAUGUGCGUCGCCUAGAGACAGGACGCGAUUAGUAUUAGUGAAACCUCACUCGGAGAAAGACGCGUGUGAAUUCCAGCCCAAAAUUUUCCGUCAUGACCACCUUUAGCAUGAAGCCAGGCCUCCGCAGCACUGUAUCUGACUGGAUAAACUACAAUAAAGAGAUCUCAGACACUACCGAGUAUAAGAGACAUCUCUCACACGGGAUACGGAUGGAGGGCCGGACUCUGUGCAAUGACACCUCCAAUAAGACAAAGUGGGGUGAAUAUGACAGCAGUCGUCGACUCCGUGACCGAAUUAAUGACAUCACACUUUCCAAGAAGAGCCUUGAGGCCUGUGCAGAGAAACUGGAUAUGGAAAUGGACGCUCUAACACUAUCCAAGGAUGCGGCAGAGCAUGCUCUUGCAGCCACAUUGUUGCCACUUGAGGUCACCAAUGAGUGUUUGACCUUGAGGGAGAGUCGUCAGGGAAAUGAGCUGGUUAGUGAUCCAGUGGAAGCGGAGCUAAAGAAGGAGCUGGAGGUGAUCAAUAAAGCACAACAGAUCCUGCAGCAAUGUAUCGACCAUGCCUUCAAACACCUUUGUUUGCUGCAGGAAGCCCGUCAUCAACUGACUCUUGACCUCCAGCACAAGACGGAGGCUUUGGAUUUAGACAUGUCCUGCCUUUCGCUUUCUGUAACGUCCUCAGAGAUCUCGCUGAAGCCCAAUCCCACCAGAGUUCCUCCUGGUUCCACAACCCCUGAGCAGUGGAUACAAUUCAGCCAGCGUAAUUUAACCCAUGCCCAGGAGGAAAUGCAGGCUUCACUUGAUCUGAGAGAGAAUAUCAAUAUCACUAUAGCACAGGCGCAAAACGAAUUGAAUUCGCAACGCAUGGCGACACGUUUCGCCUUCCGGAAGCGCACUCAUCAGCUGGAGCAGGCUCACCAAGAGCUUCAGUGGCAGAUAAAAGCUAUUCAGGAUGAGAUUAACGAGCUGAAGGAAGACAUCGUCAGACUGGAGAGGGAUGUGCAAUCUAAGAUGGCUCCACUUAAACUGGUGCACACUCGUUUGGAGUAUAGGACCAGGAGGCCAGGCAUGGACCUAUGCAGAGACGAGGUGCAGUACGGGUUGGUGGAGGAGACCAAAGAGCUUUCGUCUUCUAUUCUGGCUCUGAAACAGAAGCUGGCGCAGGCUCAGGACUCAUUGCAGGUUUUGCAACUACACGAAGCUCGGAUGCUUGCGGACCUCACGCAUAAACAAGAAGCACUCUCUGUCGAGCAGCGGAGCAUGCAAACACGUCAGCGCCUAAACACAGCUCCGAUCAAAUCCAAACCAUUAGCCGUGUUGCCUCUUACCAACUCCAGUGGCAUGCACAAGCAUUACCCAAAAUACAAAGACUUUGCCUAAGACCGUUGUCCUAUGCAUUUCAUCACUUUCUUCCUCAUUCUAUUCAAUAGAAGCUAAUGCCUCCUUCUCUCCUCGCCUGUCUAUGUGUAGAGUGCAUUAAUUUGUUGUGUUUCCUUUUCUUGUGUUUUGUGUGAUAGGUAUCACAAUAUGUUUUUUUUUUCACUUUUCCAUUUGUCCAUUUGUUUGCAAUACUAUCUGAAGGUAUCAGGUACGUUAUGAGAAUCAGAAUGAGUUUCAUUUUGCACAUUUUAGCAAUUUCAUUUGGAGAAUGCACUUAAAAAAAGGUGAAGUGGGAGCUCAGUGGUUAAGGUUCUGGGUUACUGAUCUGAAGGUCAGUGGUUCAAGCUGUGGUAUCACCAAGCUGCCAUUCUUUUGGGCCCUUGAGCAACGCCCUUAACCCUCUGUGAAUCUUUGUAUGUUUUAACAUGGCUGACACUGUGCUCUUUGACCACAUGGUCCUAACAUCACUGGCAUAUGUGAAGAACAAAUUUGUUACAGUACAUGUGACAAGUAUAAAGUAUAAAUACUUUAAUAUAAAGUAUAAAACAUUUCUUUCUUUACUUUUCUAAAAGACAACCCUGGACAGUUCACAAUAUCAUAUAACUAAAUGGAAUCUGGAGUGUUCUAUUCCAAUUGUACCUCAGCAUUGUUUUCCAAUCCAUUCCAGUAUAUUUAUAUCCAGUCCCAUUCCAAAGGAGGGAAGAAAUUAAGUACUGAUACUUUGUAACUGUACUAAAUGGAUUUUUCUGGUAUCGGUGCUUUACUUUACUAUUUAUUUUUCGAACAACUUUUAACUUUUACACAUUACAUUAUUUAAACAAACAUCUGUACUUUCUACUUUUUACAUGUUUAAAUCAGACUCGUUAAUUUAGUUUUAAGUCAUUUGGUGACGUGACCAAUAUUUUUUCUUCUCAUUGCGCUUUCAGUCCAUCAACAUAUUUCUUGUCAUAGCAUGGCGUUUUCAAUUUACCACUGGUGUAUCAUUUCCUGGCUCUCAAACACACCACAGACGUAGACUAGUUUACGAAGCAAACAACGAGCAGGGCAGAAGGCAACAAGAAGUCUGGGGGUGUAACUUGAAUGAGACA